Octopus sinensis (East Asian common octopus) is the source of this 2051-nucleotide messenger RNA. Its product is annotated as zinc finger protein 271-like. Gene Ontology annotation, molecular function: DNA-binding transcription factor activity; RNA polymerase II cis-regulatory region sequence-specific DNA binding. The record is from RefSeq and is a predicted model, not a curated record. Gene Ontology annotation, biological process: regulation of transcription by RNA polymerase II. The coding region runs from base 465 to 1886 and encodes 473 amino acids. Lineage: Eukaryota; Metazoa; Mollusca; Cephalopoda; Octopoda; Octopodidae. The transcript has 5 exons.
GGGUCUUACACAGACAUUGCAUGUCAGAAUCAAAGGAAGAUGAGUUGUAGUGCACCUGAGCACUGUACACAAUGUUUUUAUUAUUAUAAUUAUUGAAAUGGCAUUAAGCUGACAAGAGUUAGCUCCCAUGUGUUUCAUAUAAAAUAUACGCAUGCGCAGCAAUCGUAGUUCCGCAUUGGUAUUUAAAGAAUUUUGCACCGUGCAUGACUUUCUCUUUCCUACUUCACAGACACUUUGAAAGUACGUUUAAUACUUAUUAUAAACACACUUUAUAACAAGUCUUUCCUUUAUGAGACAUUUCCAAUAUCAGAUGACAUUGGGACACUGAAGAUACAUCCUCAAUAUUUAUCAUCUUUGAAGACUGAAAGAAAAUGAUGUAAAAAGCAAAUUCUUUGUAAAGAGUGAACUAUAAGAAGGAAAACUGGAACAAUAUAUAUAUACAUUGUGAUUUGAAGAGAAAAAUAAUGGAAAAGACUGAGAAAGUAGAAGAAUUGAUUUCCCAUGAAGACAUAAAAGAGAUGAGAAAGUCUUCAUAUGACUGUGAUGUCUGUAAAAGGUCCUUCUCUCAAAAAAGUGACCUCACUGAACACAAACUUAUUCAUAGACAAGAAAAGCUAUAUCAUUGUGAUAUCUGUGGUAAAUCAUUCUCUCAAAGUAGUAAUCUUUCUAAACACAAGCGUGUUCACAGACGAGAGAAGUCACAUCAUUGUGAUAUCUGUGGCAAGUCAUUCUCUCAUAGUAGUGCUUUAUCAAAACACAUAUAUACUCAUACAGGAGAGAAACCAUAUUCUUGUGAUAUCUGUGGUAAAUCAUUCUCUCAGAGUAGUAAUCUUUCUACACACAUACGUAUUCAUACAGGGGAGAAACCAUAUCACUGUGGUAUCUGUGGUAAAUCAUUCUCUCAAUAUAGUAAUUUAACUGUACACAGACGUAUUCAUACAGGAGAGAAGCCAUAUCAUUGUGAUAUCUGUGGUAAAUCAUUCUCUCAGAAUAGUGACUUAACUACACACAAACGUAUUCACACAGGAGAGAAACCAUAUAAUUGUGAUAUCUGUGGUAAAUCCUUCUCUGAUAAUAGAGCUUUACCUAAACACAAACGUACUCAUACAGGAGAGAAACCAUAUCAUUGCAAUAUCUGUGGUAAAUCAUUCUCUGACAGUAGUGAUUUACGUAAACACAAACGUACUCAUACUGGAGAGAAGCCACAUCAUUGUGAUAUCUGUGGUAAAUCAUUUUCUGACAGUAGUAGUUUUUCUACACACAGACGGACUCAUACAGGAGAGAGACCAUAUCAUUGUGAUGUCUGUGGCAAAUCAUUCUCUGACAGUAGUGCUUUACCCAAACACAUACGUAUUCAUACAGGAGAGAAGCCACAUCAUUGUAAUGUUUGUGGUAAAUCCUUCUCUGACAGGAGUAAUCUUUCUACACACAAGCGGACUCAUACAGGAGAAAGACCGUAUCAUUGUGAUAUCUGUGGUAAAUCCUUCUCCGUUGGGAGUGACGUAACUAAACACAAACGCAUUCAUACUGGAGAGAGGCCAUAUCAUUGUGAUGUCUGUGGUAAAUCAUUCGCUGAUAGCAGUGCUUUACCCAAACACAAGCGUAUUCAUACAGGAGAAAAGUCACAUCAUUGUAAUAUUUGUGGUAAAUCAUUCUAUGACAGGAGUAGUCUUACUACACACUUACCGACUCAUACAGGAGAGAAGCCAUAUCAUUGUGAUAUCUGUGGUAAAUCAUUCUCUGGCAUGAGCGGUCUUUCUAAACACAUACGGACUCAUACAGUAGAGAAGCCAUAUCAUUGUGAUACCUGUGGUAAAUCAUUCUCUGGUACGAGUAGUCUUUCUGCACAUAAACGUAUUCAUACAGGAGAGAAAAGAAAAGUGUAGUUUGUAUUGGUUUCUUUCGUAAACUUCUGUUUUAUGUAGUUGUGUCUGGUUGCGGUCUCAAAACGAUGAAAAUAUUUUGACGCAAAUUAAAUUUAAAUGUUGAAGUUAAUCUAAUGGUUUUUUUUGUGUGUUCUUAAAUGGCUUAUAAACGUCUUCCAUACUGCA